AACGAAAGAUUUCACCGACAUUUUGGGUUUUCCAGUGGCACCGAAGGUAUCAGAAAUAUGGUGCAAGAGUUUAUGAUACUGAAAUGUUUUUCCUGUGCGACGUUUCAGGUCCACCAAGUUAAGAAAAGCAAGAAGUGGGUUUGCAAAGUAUGCGGAGAAAAGCAAUCAAUUAAGAAUGUUUAUGCUCAAGGGACUGGUCUUGAUUGCCGUAAGCAUGUGCAGAAACUAAAUAUGAAACAAGGUGAAGUACAAGAAGCAAAAGACUUGGCAUGCAACAAUGAUGAUCCUAGUUUUUGUGACUUUAUUGAAAAUACCCCAUUGGCUGGGAAUUUUGAGACAAGCCAAGCUUCAAAUUGCAACAACCAGGAUGGUUUUUCAAAAGGAGGAAGCAAAUGGGAGAAGUUCUUAGAGAUCAGUUCUACUGAUAAUGAAGGUUUAGAGGAUUUGGAUGAUAAUAAUAUAACAACUGAAAGGGCUUUUUUCGAUAAAGCACUUUCACGAAGAAAGAGAAAGUCAUCAUGGCUUCAUUCUGAUUGCAAAACAGGAACUAGUUUUCGGGGAAAAGGAUUGAAAAAAAAUGCAAGGGGAGAUUGUGUCAGUAGAUGCUCUGGGUUAAAAGCCUCUCUGCCAAAUACUCCUUUACAGGAGUUGACAUCAAAACAAGUUGAUGAAUUUCAGUCCUUUGGUAAACAAGCACAAGCCCAUGAGGAUUUGGAGUCAAACACCCAAAAUAAUCCAUACAAGUGUAACAUUUAUUUUGCCAAGGCUACCAGAGAUCCCUCGCCAGUGAAGAAAAAGAUGAACUCUAGUUUUUUGGUUGAGCACGAAAGGAGAGCAGUAUGUUCAUCGAAGUGGAAUAGGUUCAUGUCAAGUUCCUCGUCACAAACUGACUUGCAUGAAACUUGCACAAAAAAUAACCCUUUUUCCUUGGAGCCCUACAGAAAUAAUUGUCAAGAAGACAGUGAAAUCCAUCAUAGCCAGGGUAGUAGUUUUAUGAAAUCUGCCACAGAUAUAAAUGCAGCAGAUGAUCAGUGUUGUUCUCAGUUUGUUCAGAAUUUGUUUAAAGUGGAUGAUGAGUUAGAUGACCACUGGUGGAACUCAUUGUGCGCACAAAUUUAUGCCAGUACCUCUCAGAUUUCAACCAUCAUGGCGGCUAUGUUGAGAGGUUGUUGCUUGUUAGAGAGUGUGCCAUUCUUGGCCCGAAAUCUGAGUGUCUCGUCUGCCCGAUGUGCUGAGCUAGCCGCUAAGCCUCCUAUACAGGUGUUUGGCGUUGAAGGCCGCUAUGCACAUGCCUUGUAUUCUGCUGCAGCUAAGCAAAAGCACUUGGAGAAGGUUGAGAGUGAAUUACUGAAUGUUGACGAGCUUAUAAGGACAAAUGAAAAACUCUCAGAGUAUCUUGAAAAUCCAACUUUGAACAAGUACAAGAAACAAUCACUUCUUACUGAUGUGUUGAAAUCACAGAAAUAUACUGAUCUUACAGUCAACCUGAUGGCAAUAUUGGCAGAAAACAAUCGCCUUCCUUUAGUCCACAAUGUAGUUUCUGCAUUUGGAAAACUUAUGAGUGCAGCCAGAGGUGAAGUGUUGUGUUCCAUAACAACUGCCAAGGAAUUGGAUUCUUCUCAAAUAAAAGAGUUGCAAGCAGCAUUGAAGGGUUUUGUACAAAAGAAUGAAACUCUUAAGGUUCAAACUAAUAUCGACCCUUCAGUGAUUGGUGGUAUGAUUGUGGAAAUUGGUGACAAACGCAUUGACAUGUCCAUGGCCACAAAGAUAAAGAAUAUCACACGUUCAUUGCGAGAAAGUGUUUAAUAUUUUUGGAUUUGUAAGUUCUUAGAUUUCCUGAGUUGUACAAUAAAGGUUUGAUUAACAAACAAAUAACUGAAA
Molecule: messenger RNA, 1881 nt
Organism: Stylophora pistillata
Lineage: Eukaryota; Metazoa; Cnidaria; Anthozoa; Scleractinia; Pocilloporidae
Product: ATP synthase subunit O, mitochondrial
Biological process (GO): proton motive force-driven ATP synthesis
Cellular component (GO): membrane
Molecular function (GO): proton-transporting ATP synthase activity, rotational mechanism
Source: RefSeq, a predicted model, not a curated record